CUAUUACGAAAUCUCAACCACUCGCUCAUCCUCUUCUCUUUCCAGUCGUUUGCCAAUUCACCGAGACAAGCUCCUCGCCGUCAACUGACGAGAGAGAGAAUCGUAGGAGUUUGUGAUUCAUAUCUUCUGAAAUGAGAAUCGAGAAGUGUGUCAAUGAGGUGUUGCGUACUCAUAUGAAGAUAUAAGAAAAUAGUUGUGUCACCU
This is a messenger RNA of Linum tenue, 204 nucleotides long. The record is from the annotation of a GenBank genome assembly. Lineage: Eukaryota; Viridiplantae; Streptophyta; Magnoliopsida; Malpighiales; Linaceae.